Messenger RNA from Trichophyton rubrum CBS 118892, 2480 nucleotides. RefSeq lists its product as uncharacterized. The transcript is spliced from 6 exons. Gene Ontology annotation, molecular function: flavin adenine dinucleotide binding; NADP binding; N,N-dimethylaniline monooxygenase activity. The record is from RefSeq and is a predicted model, not a curated record. Bases 655 to 2181 code for a protein of 508 amino acids. NCBI's taxonomy places the organism in Eukaryota, Fungi, Ascomycota, Eurotiomycetes, Onygenales, Arthrodermataceae.
CUUGCAGGACUCCCGCGCGACCCCCGAUCAUUCCCGGGACCAUGUUUCGGAAUUCGGAUCUAAACCAGGGCCCAAUAUCUGUACUGAAGCAAGGGGAGAAUAGUGGUACUACUAUGCAUGGUGGGUAGCCAUGAGGUACAAGGUUCUCUAAACAUGGGCUCCCAUAUCCGAGGAAGAGUCCACUGAACCGGGCCUGGAUCCUCUUCCAUAUCAGCUCAACUUAACCCGGUUGAGUCCCGACUGUACCCCGAAUCCUACGACACCUCAGCCCCCUUUCGGAGGACCCGGGUAAUUUGGAAUCUAUAAUGUUAAUGAAGCGGGCUUUCUACUACGGAGAUUUACUUUGUUUUAAUGUUUCUUUUGCUAUGUGCCUUUCCAUCCUUUAUACGAUAGGGCUGCCCAGACAUAUCCAAGAAUAACGGUCAACAUUUGAUGACACCAAUUUAAAUACUAUUGGCAAAACUGUUUCUCCUACUUUGAUCAUUUGGGCUUCCAAAAUGUCUGAAAAAGCGCCAACAGUUGCGGUCCUUGGUCUCGGUAUGUAAAGGUUCUAUACUGGUAGCUUGCUGCUUCUCCACUGAAUUGGUUAUGGAUAAUGAACGAUAUGCAGGUAGCUGACUUGGCACCAAUCUAGGGGCUCUCGGCCUUGUGUCGAUGAAGAACUUGCUUGAGGAAGGGUUCAAUGUGACCGGAUUCGAUCGAAAUUCAUACGUUGGUGGUCUGUGGCAUUACAAUGAGGAGAAUAAGAACAUCUCUGUGUUACCAACCACGGUAACAAACGGAUCCAAACAUCGUGGAUCAUUCACCGAUUUCCCCUUUCCUGAUGAUACGCCCGAUUUCCCGACAGCAAGCCAUAUGGCGAAAUACCUUGCCUCGUACGCUGAGCAUUUCCAGGUCAUGCCACAUGUGCGCCUUAGCACAAACAUCCACCGUGCAAGCUGGAAUGAGAUGAAGCACAAGUGGGAAAUUGAAAUAUCUCCAGUUGGAAACGAAGACCAGAAGUCUGUUCAGGAAUUUGACAAAGUAAUCCAUGCGUUGGGCCCGGAUCAAGUACCCAAUAUCCCGAAGGUAGCGGGAAUCGAGAAAUUCAAAGGAGACGUGCAACAUUCCGUCACUUUCAAGAGUGCAGAUGAAUAUUCAGGCAAACGAGUGUUGGUUGUUGGCUUUGGAAACACUGCAGCUGAUGUUACGGGCCUUCUGGCGGAUGUAGCGGAAAAAGUGUAUGUAUCGCACCGUCACGGUGCGAUAGUGCUGCCACGAUGGGUUGAUGGUAAGCCGGUCGACCACGUUCGCACCUAUCGCAAAGGAUGGAUUUUGGGUAUGAUGUCCCGCUACACCCCAGGCCUGUGGAAAAAGGUGAUGGACAGCGUUAUUGUCGGACUUCGCAAUCGACUAUACGACCUGAAGCCGGAAUGGCAGCUGGAUCCUGCCCCAUCGUUCAGCCAGCAAAGACCGAUUAUCAGUGAUAAUCUGAUUGAAAACCUAUCCAGUGGCCGGGUUAUUUCUCUUCCACCUAUCCGUCAGGUCUGCGACGACACAACUAUUGAGAUGACCGACGGCACUGUAAUUGAGGUGGACUCCAUCGUCUGGUGUACUGGAUACACCGUUGACUAUUCAAUGCUUGGGAAGAGUGAUCCAACCAUCUACGACCAGAAGGACGCCUGUGAGAUGUCGAAUGGCCGGAAGAUGCCUCGUCUUUACCAGAAUGUCAUCUCGCUCCAGCAUCCCGAAUCACUCGCUUUCAUGGGCAACUUGUCAUUCAUGAACCCGGCAUUCUUGAUGUUCGACCUUGCGAGCAUGGCUGUUGCACAACUCUGGAAGGGAACUUCUCGGCUCCCAUCCAAGGCAGACAUGAACCGCCAGGUGGACGAGCAGUUCAAGUGGAUUGCCAGUCUCUCCAAUAAUUCGCGAGUGACCCCGGGCCUGACUAAAGGAGUUGACUGGCUGGAAUGGGUGGACGAAGCGGCCGGUCUCGGUAUGGGAGCGAAUCUGGGAUAUGGCUGGCAGGGCUGGACUUUCUGGCUCAUGGAUCGGGAACUGUGCAAUAUGGUCAUGGACGGGCUUUUGCUGCCUUUCCACUACCGACUGUUCAACGCGGGCAAGCGGAAACCAUGGGCCGGUGCUCGGGAGAACAUAACCAAGAUGAACAAGGAGCUUCGGGCUAAGAAUUGGUACCCAUAGCGUGAGGCUGAAGCUAACUCUCCAUGGCUAAGUUUAUUUGAUGCGAGGGUGAGCUAGAUAGUUAUGGUCUAGAUUUCUUUUCACUUCUGCCCUAUAUUUUGUGUAUAUAUUAGUUGCCAUCAUCUCUGCCAAUGACAUCUCGAUCCAGUUACCAAUUUUAACUCUCUGCUCUAGAAUUAUAUACGUCAAUAGAGUAAUUCUGCCGUCAAUUGGUAGCUCGCCUCUUAUUGUCCAGGGCUUAAGCCGAGUAUGAUCCUUUGCCAUAGCCUUAUACAUAUUUUAUAAACAUGAAUAACUAA